Eublepharis macularius is the source of this 2245-nucleotide messenger RNA. RefSeq names its product acyl-coenzyme A synthetase ACSM4, mitochondrial-like. Gene Ontology annotation, cellular component: mitochondrial matrix. Gene Ontology annotation, molecular function: fatty-acyl-CoA synthase activity; fatty acid ligase activity. The record is from RefSeq and is a predicted model, not a curated record. The coding region runs from base 226 to 1968 and encodes 580 amino acids. The transcript has 14 exons. Lineage: Eukaryota; Metazoa; Chordata; Lepidosauria; Squamata; Eublepharidae. Gene Ontology annotation, biological process: acyl-CoA metabolic process; fatty acid biosynthetic process.
GUGCCUACUUUCUACUGUGCCCAUUGCUUUAGCAGGGCAGCUUGUGCCAAGGCUGAAGAGCACAUGUGGCAUGUUCAAUGUUUUCCCAACCACAGAUGCAAAGCUCUUUCUUUUGAAGCCAGAACAGCCAGUGAAGAAGCUCUUCCUCUGGAGGUCUUCAGAUACUAUCAUCAGUCUAACAGACAAUUUUGCUGACCUUGUUGGCCAAGAUCUAAUUUUUCUACCAUGAAGACUUUACUGAGAUCACAGAUCCUCACAUCCUCCUGGAGAUUUAAAUCGCCUCCUGGGUUGCUUCACAGACCCUGCUGGCUGCUUAACACUCCAAUUUCUGCACAGUACAGAGUCCUAAGACACAGGGACCAGCAAUUGCCAGAGUACUUUAACUAUGCAAGUGACGUGUUGGAUAAAUGGUCUCAAAUGGAAAAGGAUGGAAAGAGACCUUCCAAUCCAGCGUUAUGGUGGAUAAACGGCAGAGGAGGUGAAGUGAGAUGGAGUUUUGAGGAGCUGGGAGCCCUGUCCCGAAAAGCAGCCAACGUUCUCUUGGACCACUGCGGGCUGCAGAAAGGAGACAGAGUCAUCAUUGUUCUCCCCCGGAUCCCAGAAUGGUGGUUGGUGACAGCAGCUUGCCUGAGGACAGGAAUCAUUCUCAUCCCUGGGACAUCCCAAUUAACAGCCAAAGACAUUCAGUACAGACUCCAGGCAUCUAAGGCUAAAUGCAUCAUCACUACAGAUGCUCUUGCUCCAGCAGUGGACUCUGCUGCAGCUGACUGUCACUUCCUGAAAACCAAAUUGAUGGCAUCUGAAGGCAAGAGAGAAGGAUGGUUAAACUUCAAUGGCCUCUUAAAAGAGGCACCUUCUGACCACACCUGUGUGAAAACAAAACUUCAAGACCCAAUGAUGGCUUUCUUUACCAGUGGAACUACAGGUUCACCUAAGAUGGCUGAGCAUUCGCAGGGGAGUCUAGGUUUCAGACCCAUCGUGAAUGACAGGUACUGGCUGGAUUUAACGCCUAUGGAUAUUAUGUGGUGCACUGCAGAUACAGGCUGGGUGGUAGCUGCGAUAGGAUCUUUUUUUGACCCCUGGGCUCUUGGGUCUUGUGUAUUUGUACACCGCCUGCCGCAAGUGGAAUCAACCACCAUCCUGAAUACUCUCUCCCGGUUUCCCAUUACCACCAUCUUGGGAGCUCCAACCUUGUUCCGCAUGUUGGUGCAAAAUGAUCUUACCAGUUACAAGUUCAUGAGUCUGAAGUACUGCAUAAGUGGAGGGGAGCCGCUGAACCCUGAAGUCAUGGAGCAGUGGAAAAGCAAGACAGGGCUGGACAUCUAUGAAAUGUAUGGACAGACAGAAACGGGUAUGAUUUGUUCAAAUCUCAGAGGGAUGAAAAUCAAGCCUGGUUCCAUGGGAAAGGCGUGUGCACCGUAUGAUGUCCAGAUCAUAGAUGAAAACACAAAUGUUCUGCCUUCAGAAAAGGAAGGAGAGAUUGCCAUCAAAGUGAAGCCUGAAAGGCCUCUUGGUCUUUUCUUGCACUACGCUGAUAACCCAGAGAAAACAGCUGCAACGGAACGUGGCUCUUUUUACAUUACAGGGGACAGAGGAAAGAAAGAUAAGGAUGGGUAUAUUUGGUUUGUUGGAAGAAAUGACGAUAUCAUCAAUUCUUCAGGGUAUCGCAUUGGACCAUUUGAAGUGGAAAGUGCUCUUUUAGAGCACCCAGCUGUUGCAGAAGCCGCUGUUGUUAGCAGCCCAGACCAGCUCAGAGGAGAGGUAGUGAAGGCUUUUGUUGUUUUGUCCCUGAACUACAUGUCCCAAGAUAAGGAAAAAUUAACUCACGAGCUUCAAGAACAUGUCAAGAAGCUUACUGCUCCCUACAAAUAUCCAAGGAAGAUGGAAUUUGUCCAGGAAUUGCCAAAGACAAUCACAGGGAAAAUCCAAAGGAAUGAGUUAAGGAAGAAAGAAUGGGGAAAUGCUUAAUGUUGUUGGACGUAGCAACGUCUGGUGUACAAAGAUAAAGAGAAGAAGACCCUACGGGGGCAGCAAGGGCUAGUCAGAUGUGAGGACAGCACCUCCUCUUUCUAUUAAGUGUCAUUUUCUUGACUUAUCUCCAGAUUGGUGUUCUUGGGGGCAAUAUCCUGCUUCUUCUGGGAACUCUCUCUCUCUCAGUCAACUAGAUAGCGAGACACUAUCUCUAUCUCUCCUCUUCACUAUCAAGUAUGUAGUUCCUAAAUAAACUUUCUUUAUUCUUUAAUCA